Hylaeus volcanicus is the source of this 882-nucleotide messenger RNA. Its product is annotated as uracil-DNA glycosylase-like. The coding region runs from base 123 to 590 and encodes 155 amino acids. The record is from RefSeq and is a predicted model, not a curated record. NCBI's taxonomy places the organism in Eukaryota, Metazoa, Arthropoda, Insecta, Hymenoptera, Colletidae. Gene Ontology annotation, biological process: base-excision repair, AP site formation via deaminated base removal; base-excision repair. The transcript has 7 exons. Gene Ontology annotation, molecular function: uracil DNA N-glycosylase activity. Gene Ontology annotation, cellular component: mitochondrion; nucleus.
GCGUUUACAAUGACUUUGUAACUUUUUUUAGAACAAUUUCAAAUACAUUACACUGUUUCAGAUUCGCUAAUUUAAAAGUCGUUAUAUUAGGUCAAGAUCCCUAUCAUGGAAUUGGUCAAGCGAUGGGAUUAGCAUUCUCGGUCCCUCCAGACCUGAAACGGUUGCCUCCAAGUUUAGUUAAUAUUUAUAAAGAAGUAGUACAAGAUACAACGCAAAAACCACUGCAUGGAGAUCUAACAUGCUGGGCAACUCAAGGUGUUUUACUAUUGAACUCAAUAUUAACUGUUCGUAAAGGUGCUCCAAUGUCACAUAAACAUUAUGGCUGGGAACAAUUCACGGACAAUGUUUUAAAAAUCAUCAACAAAAAUACUACAAAUACAGUGUUUCUUUUAUGGGGAAAACCGGCUCAAAAAAAGGUUAUCUUUAUAGACUCCAAUAAGCAUUAUGUCUUGACAGCAGGUCAUCCAUCACCUUUAUCUUGGAGAUACUUUCGAGGGUGUCAACAUUUUUCAAAAACUAACGACUAUUUAAGAUCAGUUGGAAAACAAUGUGUUAACUGGAUGCAGCCGUGGAAAUCAAAUGGAUCAUGAGAACAUUCAAAUCACCUGGAAUCACACGUGCUUUUGUGAUACAAUUUAGACUUUUUAAAAAAUAUACACAUGAGUUUUAGUCAUUAUGCUGAGAGUAUUAAAAUUCAUUGAUUCUAAUAAUUAUCUUAACCUUUCAAGCAGUAAAGUUAUUAAGAUUCUGUUUCACCGGCUAAAUAGUUUCUUAAGAUCUCAUUUUAGAGCUAACAAUAAUGUAUUUUACUAUAGUGUCAUACAUUCGAACGAAUAAAAAGCUCUAUAAAAAAAAUAUCUUAUUUAACGAAUUUGCAACGUA